Molecule: messenger RNA, 753 nt
Organism: Eptesicus fuscus (big brown bat)
Lineage: Eukaryota; Metazoa; Chordata; Mammalia; Chiroptera; Vespertilionidae
Gene: PGPEP1L
Product: pyroglutamyl-peptidase I like
Exons: 6
Coding region: 1-753 (250 amino acids)
Biological process (GO): proteolysis
Cellular component (GO): cytosol
Molecular function (GO): pyroglutamyl-peptidase activity
Source: RefSeq, a predicted model, not a curated record
AUGGAGCCCCGGCCCAGCUGCGUGGUGGUGACCGGUUUCGGGCCCUUCCGGCAGCACCUGGUGAAUUCCAGCUGGGAAGCAGUGAAGGAGCUCUCCAAGCUGGGCCUGGGGAGGGACACGGAGGUGGAGCUGCGGACUCUUCAGCUGCCCGUGGAUUACAGGGAGGUGAAGCGGAGAGUCACCAGAAUCUGGGAAGAUCUGCAACCCCAACUCACCGUGCACGUGGGCGUGGACGCCACCGCCAAGGCCGUGGUGCUCGAGCAGCGCGGCAGGAACCGCUGGUAUCGCGAGACCGACGUGCGUGGCUUCCGUCCUGAGAGCGGCGCGUGCGUCCCGGAUGGCCCGGAAGUGAUUGAGUCGCGGGUCAACAUGAAGGCGGUCAGCAGGCGCGUGGCUGUGGAGGGCGUGGAGGUGCUGUUUUCCCGCGAUGCGGGCAGAUACGUCUGCGAUUACACCUACUACCUGUCUUUGCAUCAUGGGAAUGGGCGUGCGGCGCUCAUCCACGUGCCGCCGUUGUCUCCGGGGCUCCCCGCCAGCCUGCUGGGAAAGGCCCUGCAAGUCAUCAUCCAGGAGAUGCUGGAGGAGGCGACUGCGUCCCGACUGGAGCCGGGAUGCCGGCCUUUCAUCGCCGCUUCUUCAGAAGAGCGGGUGUCUGGUCCGGAUCUCCCGGCGCUGCGGAGCCCGGGAGACGGAGCGACAGACAGCCGCUGCGCACAGAGGCAACAUGACCCGGGGCCGGGCCCCAGGCCUUAG